Linum trigynum is the source of this 1097-nucleotide messenger RNA. The record is from the annotation of a GenBank genome assembly. Lineage: Eukaryota; Viridiplantae; Streptophyta; Magnoliopsida; Malpighiales; Linaceae.
GCUCAAUCUUCACAUUGCUCAUUCCCCUUCACAUCCAUUUCAUCCUUCCCAUUCCAAUCCCACAUUCUGAACCACACAAAACCGUGAAAAGCUUCAACAAUAUCUCACCCCAUUCCCCUCAAAGUCCCGUCUCUUAUAUCUCACCAUCUCAUCCAUUUCCCUUCCAUUUUUGCGGCCAAACUUCAGAACACAAACCCAGAAACCCACCAAGCUCCAAGAAACCACCUUCUUAUUCUCUCUACCUCUAGCUCUAGCUAUGGCCACCAUCACCUCAGCUGCCGUUGCCAUCCCAUCAUUCACCGGCCUCAAGUCGGCGAAGGCCACCCCAGUAGCCACAACCGCCAAGAUGUCCGUCGCCGCCCCGAAAUUCGGCGGCAUCAGGGCCUCGAUGAAGGACCUCGGCGUCGCGGUGGCCGCCACCGCCGCCACAGCGAUGCUGGCGGGCAACGCCAUGGCCAUCGACAUCUUGCUCGGCGGCGACGACGGCUCGCUGGCAUUCGUCCCCAGCACGUUCUCCGUGGCCGCCGGCGAGACCAUCACGUUCAAGAACAAUGCAGGGUUCCCCCACAACAUUGUGUUCGACGAGGACGAGAUCCCCAGCGGCGUGGACGCGGCCAAGAUCUCGAUGUCGGAGGAGGACUUGCUGAAUGCACCUGGGGAGACUUACAAGGUGGCGCUGACGGAGAAAGGAGAGUACAAAUUCUACUGCUCGCCUCACCAGGGUGCCGGCAUGGUUGGCAAGGUCACUGUUAACUGAGAACAGAGUAAAUCUCUUCAAUGGGUUCCUUUGCUCUGUAGUUUGCUCCUUUUUUUUUUUUUUUUCCUCUCGUUGUUGUUGGAUGGAAUAUAUAUAGUCGAUUGAGAUUUGAGAGGUUGGUGUAAGAGCUUGAAAUGGUGUGUUGGUUGUUUGCCUUCUCAUCACCAUUUCACUUGCACGAUUUGUAGAUUUGCCGUGUUCGCUAAGUAACCCAAAUAAACCCAUAAUCUCCGAUUCCGCAAUCACUAAGCUAUGUUCUUCACAAUCGGGCUACACAACGAAGGUGAUCAUAUCAAGUUUCGAAUCCCACAAACCCCUGUAUUAAACAGCAAAGUACACA